This is a messenger RNA of Micropterus salmoides (largemouth bass), 1549 nucleotides long. It is a transcript of the gene kin, whose product is annotated as Kin17 DNA and RNA binding protein. The record is from RefSeq and is a predicted model, not a curated record. Lineage: Eukaryota; Metazoa; Chordata; Actinopteri; Centrarchiformes; Centrarchidae. Gene Ontology annotation, molecular function: double-stranded DNA binding. Gene Ontology annotation, cellular component: nucleus. The transcript is spliced from 12 exons. Bases 124 to 1329 code for a protein of 401 amino acids. Gene Ontology annotation, biological process: DNA damage response; DNA replication.
CUCUACUGGCGGAAGCUGUUUACGUUAGCAGCGACGGUGUCCAUGAUUUAGCUCUAGCUUCUCGAUUUGAGCAGCCUUUUCCCUCAGUUUACGUGUUAUUAACAGAUAAACAGACGGUCUUAUAUGUUUAUAGUGGCUGGGCAGCAUGGGAAAAGCAGAUUUUCUCUCUCCCCCAAGGCAAUAGCCAACCGGAUAAAAUCCAAAGGGCUCCAGAAGUUGAGGUGGUAUUGUCAGAUGUGUCAAAAACAAUGCCGAGAUGAGAACGGCUUCAAAUGUCAUUGCAUGUCAGAGUCUCACCAGAGGCAGCUGCUGCUGGCCUCAGAGGACCCAAACAAGUUCAUGGACUACUUCUCUGAUGAGUUUAGAAGUGACUUCCUGGAGCUGCUCAGAAGACGUUUUGGGACCAAGCGAGUGCACAACAACAUCGUCUACAAUGAAUACAUCAGUCACAGAGAGCACGUCCACAUGAACUCCACACAGUGGGAGACUCUCACUGACUUCACCAAGUGGCUGGGCAGAGAAGGUUUCUGUAAGGUUGACGAGACCCCUAAAGGCUGGUACGUCCAAUACAUCGACCGCGACCCCGAGACAAUCCGUCGCCAAGAGGAACAGGCGAGGAAGAAGAAGCAGGACCUGGACGACGAGGAGAGGAGCGCCAGGUUCAUCGAGGAGCAGGUCCGCAGAGGCCGCGACGGCAAGGAGACAGAAGAAACUCCAGCGUACACAGAGCUGAAACGUGAGAGCGAAGAAGAGAAAAUUGCUUUCAACCUGGGCGCCUCUUCAUCCGUAGCCGGUCCUUCCAAAGCGAGCUCUGUCCUGGGUGCUAGUGCUCUCAAAGCAGCGGCAUCGUCAUCCUCAACCAAGAGGAAAGAACCUUCCUCCAGUUUAGACUCCAGAGCGGAGAAGAAGAAGAAAUCUGCUCUGGAGGAGAUCAUGGAGAUGGAGGAGAAGAAGAAGAAGCAGCAGCAGCCAGUCAGGACAGAUUACUGGUUGCAGCCCAACAUUGUGGUCAAAGUUAUCACCAAGCGACUGGGAGAGAAGUAUCACAAGAAGAAGGCUGUCAUCAUGGAGGUGCGGGACAAAUAUGGAGCGGUGGUGAAGAUGAUCGACUCCGGAGACAAACUGAAAUUGGACCAGAAUCAUGUCGAGACGGUCAUACCUGCACCAGGUAAACGGGUUUUGAUCCUGAACGGUCCUUACAGAGACACAGAGGCUCUGCUGGAGGGAAUAGACGAAAAAAAUUUCAGCGCUACACUCGCACUCGACUCUGGUCAACAGAAGGGGAAGAGAGUGGACAUCGCCUAUGAGGAUUUCUCAAAACUGGCCUGAACCAACAACCUUCCCGUUUUAACCUCAGACAGCCGUUUGUCUGGGGGACUCUACUGUGUCAGAGUUACUUCCCAAAUUAAUUCACCUGUACAUAUACAAAUCCCACAAUGCAAUUCCAGCGAUUUAUCACAGAGAAACUUAGAACAAUGUGUUCAAUCUGUUUUUUAUUUUGUAUUGAUGUUCAAGUUGAUCUUUGUCCAAAUAAAUUCAACAAAAGUGA